Theobroma cacao (cacao) is the source of this 985-nucleotide messenger RNA. RefSeq names its product RING/U-box superfamily protein. Gene Ontology annotation, molecular function: transferase activity. The record is from RefSeq and is a predicted model, not a curated record. NCBI's taxonomy places the organism in Eukaryota, Viridiplantae, Streptophyta, Magnoliopsida, Malvales, Malvaceae. Gene Ontology annotation, biological process: protein ubiquitination.
AAAAAGGAAAAAACCUUAUCAUAGGACUCAAAAUACAAGUUCCAAUCCCUACCUUUCCCUAUAUAUAAAUCCCCUUUUACAACUACCUGCAAGAAGUAGUAUUUGAACCUCUGAACUCACCCUGCCUAAUUAUGUCCAUUUCCAUAUCCACUCAACUUCUUCAACAUUUGCUUGGAGAAUUCCACUCUAGAAGGUUGCUGCUGCAUACCCCACCUUUUGAAACACCAACUACAGCAGCUCCAGCAAGCCCUGAAAACAACCACAAUUCAUCAGAUCCUUACACCGGUAAUAACAGCUUCGAUGCAAAUGUUGUUAUGGUUCUGUCAGUCCUCUUGUGUGCCCUAAUUUGCUCACUAGGACUGAAUUCCAUCAUUAGGUGUGCAUUGAGAUGCACAGGUUUAGUAGCCUCAGAGUCCGGAGCAAGCACCUCAGCUCGGUUAGCUAACACAGGGGUCAAGCGAAAAGCCUUGAAGACCUUUCCAACAGUGAACUACUCUGCUGACUUGAAGCUCCCUGGCUUGGACACAGAGUGUAUCAUAUGUCUAUCAGACUUCACCCCUGGCGACCGUGUGCGGCUUCUACCAAAGUGCAACCAUGGAUUCCACGUCCGGUGCAUUGAUAAAUGGCUGAGCUCCCACUCAUCUUGCCCUAAAUGCAGGCACUGCCUCUUAGAGACAUGCCAAAAGAUUGUUGGGUGUAGCCAGGCAAGCUCAUCAGGACCUCCUCCAGUGCAAGAAACCAUUGUGACCAUCGCACCGGUAGAUCCUGAAGGUUUGAUACAUAGCUAUAGGUGAAUUAGCUUAGUCGAUUUUUGGUUUAUUGUAUCACAUGCUAGCCAAAAUUCAGCCCUGUUCCAUGAAGAUUGGCACUAGAAGGCCUCCACUUGAUAUGGAAAGGUCAGGAGCCAGUAUACCAUUCAAAACAAGUGUAAAGCUAGUUGUAAAUUUUGUGCACAGUUUAAAAUUUGUUACCUCCGUAAUCAUUU